Messenger RNA from Rhodotorula toruloides NP11, 2946 nucleotides. Its product is annotated as GPCR, family 3, metabotropic glutamate receptor 5. Lineage: Eukaryota; Fungi; Basidiomycota; Microbotryomycetes; Sporidiobolales; Sporidiobolaceae. Gene Ontology annotation, cellular component: membrane. The record is from RefSeq and is a predicted model, not a curated record. The transcript has 5 exons. Bases 1 to 2946 code for a protein of 981 amino acids. Gene Ontology annotation, biological process: G protein-coupled receptor signaling pathway.
AUGUCGUCCCCUCCCGCCCCCGCUCCCUUUACCGACUCGCCAGUCUCCACAGACUCGGACUCGCCUCCUGCUCCUCCCAAGCUCUCGCCUGACGUCGUCGCAUCCCUCCAACUCGACCUCUCCUGGCUCGACCUGCGCACUCCCCCCUCUCACCCCUCAACAUCUGCGUCCGCCUCCGCCUCCGCCUCCGAAUCAGGUCGCGCAACACCGCUUGCGACGCUCGCAGCGAGACGUAUCACGACGCAGUUGCAGCGUCCGCCGUUGCCGAGGCGGAGGAGUAAGAGUCUGGACGACGUCAAGUCGCAUGCGUCUAGCUCGGGUGCCUCGACGCCGGAAGAGUGGUGGAGGAAGAUGGGUAUGAGCGGACAAAGCGGGAGCGGAGGGGCGAGCGAGUCGAGCAGUGUGUUGCGGUUGGAUAUGGCGGCGCUCCAGAGGGCGCGGGGAGGACUCGAGGUCCCGCCCUCCGCGACUUCGGCCUCCUCUCGCACGGCAAGCGUGGCUCCUUCGGUCGUUGCGUCCACCGUCGUGGGCAAUGGAUCAGACCAGGUCGCGCAGCCGACACGGCGGAGGCGCUCAAAGGCCGAAGACGAGGCCGAGGAAGACCGGCUUGCGGAAUGGGUGCGAAGGGCAUCGAAUUCGUCUGCCUCGUCGACAGGCCCCUCCACCGCACCAGUCGCAGCCGCGCCUUCACCGCGUAUCGGCACACCCGGCAGGGUCGCGCUCCCACCUCGUCAGCCGUACGCACCGGUCCUCCCUUCCCCGCUCUCGACCUGCUCGUACACGUCCGAAGACGACGCCCGCGAGGAUGACGACGGCUUCCCCUUCCCCUCCACGCCUCAUCCGAGUACCUCGACGCCAACGACUGCGUCGACCACCCAGUCUGAAUCGUCGUCGCCUGCGGCAGAGGCGAAGCCGCCAACUUCGACGCCUCGCAAGUCGCCUCAGCUGAGGCGUCGACCGUCGAACGCUGCGAGGCCGAGCUAUCACUCGUACCCGUCCGCUUCGACAGUCACCUCGUCCACCGCCACGGCCGUCAGCACGCCCGCUGGUCAACCCGGUCCUCCCUCCGCUUCCUCCUCCCCCUCUUCCGUCCUCAACCGCGUCUCAGCAUGCUCGCGCGAAGCACCUCUCCUCGCUCGCUCAGCGACAGACCCGCUUCCUCCGCCUUCGACCGCCUCCGCGCCUUCUCCUCCGGUCUCCGCCUCUGCGGUCCACGCAAUCGCCACUCUCCCUUCCUCCGCUUCGACCCGCGCCCGCUCCCACACACGCGGUACAUCCGUCUCCUCCACCUCGCAACGUCCGCCUCUCACACCUCCCGAAUCACUCUCCAUCUCGCCGCACCUCUACGCUGCUUCGGCAGCCGAACUCGCAUGGCACGAUGUACUCAAUGCUCGCUUCGGCGCACUCGCAGUUUCCGAUCUGCGCUUCCCACAGUCGUUCACCGGCGGGUCGGGGUCAACAGGUGCAGGCCGUGCGGAAGGCCCGAACGGCGGAAAUGCCACGACGCCGGACCAGGACUCGGGCAGGCGAGGAGGCUGGUGUGGGAACGAGUUGAUGGGAAAUGCGGCGGCGGGUGGGUUUGCGACGAGCACGAAGGAGCACCUGGCGGGCAUGUUGGACGAGUUUGUCGGGCUUGUGCCGCUUGAUGAGGGAGAGGAGACGCUGCAUAUCGUCGAGUAUGGCGCGCUCAACUCGAGGUCCGCCGGCCUCGUCCCACCCGUCAUCGCGCACUUCGCCAACCGCGAACUGCACUCGAACACGUCCGUCGCGUCCUCCGGCGACCCCGACGAACUCCUCAACUUCCAAGUCACCCACGUCGACAAACCCACCGCCGACUUCCGCUGCCUGACUGAAGCGCUCGAUGGCCGCCCCGACUCGUACCUCCGCAAGCAAGCGGAUGGGCCAGACGUCGACCUUGAUGGAAGGGUGUUCUCAACGUUUGCGGCGAGGCCCUCCGGUGUCAAGGUGUUACCGAAGAAGACGGUCAGCGUUGGGUUCAGUGCGAUGAGUCUGCACUGGCCAACGACCGAUCGCAAGUUCCGCGUCGCCCCCGCUACUCUCGCGCACGGCGAACUCAUGGCCUUCCUCUCGGCCCGCGCGAGCGAGUUCAAACCAGGCGGACUGCUCACGCUCGCCUACAUCGCCCGCUCCGAAGAAGCAGCGCUCGCCUCGGCCUCGCCUCAGACGUGUUCUCCCGGUGCUGGCGCAUCGAACUCGGUCCCCGACAGCCCGGUCGGCAGCCCGCCGUCCCAUCGGCCGCUGCUUGAGCAGCGCAGGUCGUCCGAGCCGCACAUCCUCGCCUCGCUCGACAAUGCUCCCUCCGCCGCAGCACCGGCGCAACCCGCCCCGACCGUUCCGGUGCAAACGGCGACGAAGCGCAAGGACAUCUGGGCGCACUUGACCGGCGUCCUUGGCAAGGCGAUCCAGCGUCUCGUCAGCACGAACUUGCUCAAGCCUCAGAUCGCUCGCCAACUCCUCGCUCUCCCUCUUCACCCUCGCACGCCCCGCCAGACCAACGCCUGCCUCCGCGCCUCGGCCCACUCCUGGGACACGCUCAAGACCGAGAUCGUCACCAUCUCUCACCCAGCCUGGAAAGGCGUCGAGCACGGCACGGUCAGCAUCGAGAGCUGGGCCGACUACACGAUCCAGCUGCUCAAGAUCUUCUGGGAGGACGAGAUGAGGGGUAUCUUGAGGGAGGUGCUUGGGUCGAGGAGCGCUUGCGAGUGGACGCUUGAAUCGUUGUGGACGUUUGCGAAGGAGAAGGUUGAGGAGCAGCCGCCUCACCCACUCGAGCUCGAGGUCCAGCUCAUCGCGCUGCGCCGUCGCAACCGCCCGCCCUCCGUCCCGACUUCGCCAGUCGGCGGGCAGGCACCUGCGCUUCCAGGCAAGCUGGGCGUCGAGCAUGAGGCGGUUCGACCGGCAUCGAGGGUGGACGUCAUGGCAUGA